AUGGCAGUAGUGUGGUCCAGUGAGCAAAUAUUGACCCUUAUCGAGUUGUAUCAAAAUUCGCAAAUAUUGUGGGACACUUCACAUAGUGAUUAUAAAAACAAAAUAAAAAAAAAUGAUGCAUGGGAAUCUAUCGCGACUACAUUAAAUAAACCUAGAAAAGACGUCGAGGGAAAAAUACACAACAUAAGGUCUCAGUUUCUCAGGGAGAGAAAAAAAAUAGCGAGCUCAAAAUCUACAGGAAGUGCAAGUGGGGAUGUUCACAAAAGUAACUGGUUUGCGUAUGAUUCGCUGCUUUUCCUAGUAAAAGGGGCGACAAGUUCGGGCAGUAUGGACUCUAUGAAUGCGCAGACAUCUGAAAGUUCGGUGGCACACGAAGAAAUACCAGCGGCAUCGCAAGUAUUAACGCAACCACCAGAAGCACCAACGUCGCCGCCACCAUUACCAACGCAACCAAUGCCGCUUACAAAUACUCAAAAUAAAAGGAAAAAAGAUGAUCUGAGUGAGGUAUAUGAAAUAAUGAAGAGUGCAAAAGCCAGGAUGGAUCAACCAAAAGAUGAAUAUCAAAUUUACGCCGACUAUAUAGCUUCAGAGUUAAGAAAUAUAAAGCGGUCUACACACCAAAGCCGCUGA
This is a messenger RNA of Plodia interpunctella (Indianmeal moth), 630 nucleotides long. RefSeq lists its product as uncharacterized. The coding region runs from base 1 to 630 and encodes 209 amino acids. The transcript is spliced from 2 exons. The record is from RefSeq and is a predicted model, not a curated record. Lineage: Eukaryota; Metazoa; Arthropoda; Insecta; Lepidoptera; Pyralidae.